UGCAUAUUUUUCUCUCUUUUUUUUGCUGGAAGUUGUCUCUCUGAUUGAUGGCCUUUGUUUUCAUGAGUACAAUGACAAUGAUCUGGUAUUGGCUGAUGCUUGCAUGUUAAAGAUUCAAAUCAGUUUCUUUGAUCAUUUGGUUACCCUCUAGUGUAGAGUGGGCAGAGUUUUGUUAAUAUAACUCCUGGUGAGGAUGUGGCCCAGAAAAUUAUAUUUUUUUCGCUGAGCAAAGCAAGCAUGAGUUAUGCGUUCUUUCGGCAUCUGGUGCCAUCUCUAGACUCUAGUGCAUCCUUGUCUAGCCUAGCAACAGGAACCAGUGUAUCUGAUCAGCUUGAGAGAAAGAAAGAUGGAAGAAGAAAUGGUGUGAAAGGAGAUGAUGCGUCGAGAACUGGAAACUUGUUACCUUCUCCUACUGGCGCAGAAUUUUUGCAUGGCUACCAUCCUGUUAUGGAACAUCCAAACGAAGAGCAUCAUACUAUGACUAGUGGCGGUGCAUUGGGUGGUGGAGCUCAUUUCAUGAGGCGACCACCUCAGGUAAUGCACAUGACACCUGCCCGGCCUUCUGAAUGGGGCUAUGAUUUGUCAGGAAUGAGAGGAAAUGGGUUAUCAGAAAAUGGUUGAUUAGUAAUGAUUCAAGUUUCUGAAGAAAGCUGUUAAUGAAAGUUUAAGCAUGAAUCAAGGUGAGAGUGGACUUAUCAUAUCAUAUAGUGGCCUUAAGGGUUUUUUUCAUUGCAAAGGCAGAGAAGAAAACAGUGAUGCUUUUUGUUCUUUGUUCAGUGUUAAAUAUUAUAGUAACUUCACAUCCUUUUCUGGAUUCUAUUUCCUUUCAAUCUUUUUUGGCUCUUUUUCCCCUGUAAUCAGUUUUUUUUUACAAAAGGAAUUGCUCAUUUUAUGAAAUACUGUAUAGACAAUUUGUUUUGAUAAGUGGCUUUUUAAGUUUAUGCCUAUUCUUGCUUGUAGCAACAGAUGUGGCGGCAAAGGGUAUUUGAUAUGCCGAAUGUCCAAAUUGUUGUUUCACUA
Messenger RNA from Brassica napus (rape), 1020 nucleotides. RefSeq names its product AT-hook motif nuclear-localized protein 14-like. The transcript is spliced from 4 exons. NCBI's taxonomy places the organism in Eukaryota, Viridiplantae, Streptophyta, Magnoliopsida, Brassicales, Brassicaceae. The coding region runs from base 238 to 621 and encodes 127 amino acids. The record is from RefSeq and is a predicted model, not a curated record.